AUGGAGGAACAGUGCUUGGAAAGUUCCCUAAGUAUAAGCCUUGAUGAGCUGCAAGUAGCUAAGACAUCCGUAGACACGUGCGACACUAUGGAUGACGAGAUAGACUGUGCAACCGACCAAUCGAUAAUCGAGUCGCUAUCUAAAAGCAUUGGCUUCCAGCGUAUCGAUAUCGUCCUCGAUCAUCGUCAACAGGUGUAUUACAGCGGGCAGCAGGUUUCGGGGCAUAUUUACUUGGACAUUACCGAACCGGUCCACGCUCUGGGAAUUAGACUUAAGUACAAGGGGGAAGCACAGGUGUAUUUCACCGAUCGAUCGGCCGGGAUCCGACGUAAGUUUUCGGCGUUCGAGAACUACCUGUACGUGCAGACUUAUCUCGCGGGCGAUGGUAAAGAAAAGUCGAUGAUAACCGGCGGCGUCUACCCGUUCAGCCUGACGCUUCCAGAAAACCUGCCAUGCAGCUUCGAGGGCCGAUAUGGGCGAGUACGGUACUCGAUUAGAGCAUUGUUGGACGUAACGACCAUUUAUCGGUUUUCCACCAAUAUUAUUCCAUUCACGGUGGCUCCUAUUCUUGACCUUAAUCGAGAUCCUCUUUCUCCCAACUGGUGGUGGCCAAAUUUACCAAUACACGUUCAACAGUCGAAGGUGUACAUCGGGCAGACAGAACCGCUAAGUAUAUCCAUGUGUCUUCCGGUUCAUGGUUACGUUCCAGGACAAACGAUACCGAUACAGAUUAUCCUGACAAAUCCGGCAACGGUCGUGGUUAAGAAAAUCAGAAUUAUUUUUAAAAAAGUGGUGACCUACCAUUCCACGGAAAAGUCGCGUAAGCAUAAAGAGAUCGUAGUAGAAAUAGAACAGCCACUUAAUAGAGAAUCCAACACGCACGACGUCACGUUCGACGUUCCUGCAGUACCACCCACGGGGAUGAUCCACUGCAACAUCAUCGACGUUCUGUACACCCUUAAAGUCGAGUCUUGUGUAGACGUGAGCGAGUGGUACUACAGAAUGUUUCAAAAGAAUUUGAAGCUUCGAACAAAUAUAGUGGUUGGCACGGUACCACUCCAAAAUUACGAGGUCCCGCAAAAAACGGUGGACACGACGGAAGCUUUUUCAGUUCAUCCACCGUGUACAACGACCACCGAGGAACACGCCAACAACGCGUCACCGUUGAAAAACAUCGAGAGGGAGGAGACUGCGAAGCCACGUUUGUCUUUGCCGCUCUACGAGAAAAGUCAGAUAUAUCGAUCCUCGAAACCGGACAGAGACGAUCCCACGGGAGAUGAUGGCGACAGCGACGGCGAGGUCAAACCAUAUUCGCCUAUGUAUCGCGUGUACACCUUCAAAUCCUCCCGAAAGAAGGAUAAUUAUAAUUAG
This is a messenger RNA of Dufourea novaeangliae, 1371 nucleotides long. Its product is annotated as arrestin domain-containing protein 2-like. NCBI's taxonomy places the organism in Eukaryota, Metazoa, Arthropoda, Insecta, Hymenoptera, Halictidae. Gene Ontology annotation, biological process: protein transport. The transcript has 9 exons. Bases 1 to 1371 code for a protein of 456 amino acids. Gene Ontology annotation, cellular component: cytoplasm. The record is from RefSeq and is a predicted model, not a curated record.